Rhinolophus ferrumequinum (greater horseshoe bat) is the source of this 3391-nucleotide messenger RNA. RefSeq names its product transmembrane protein 64 (gene TMEM64). The coding region runs from base 1 to 1881 and encodes 626 amino acids. NCBI's taxonomy places the organism in Eukaryota, Metazoa, Chordata, Mammalia, Chiroptera, Rhinolophidae. The transcript is spliced from 5 exons. The record is from RefSeq and is a predicted model, not a curated record.
AUGAGUGGGGCGCUGGGCAGGUGGCCCCGGGGGGAGCAGCUCGCGACGAGCAGGUGUGGGGGGUGCUCGCUGCCGUUCCUGACGGACUCCGGUGGACGGCGGGCCUCUGGCUACAGCUCCGUGAGGCAGAGCUGUGCGGUCCCUAAAAGUAACCCCGAGCCUGAGCGGGUAACACCUCGGCCGGUCGGGGUCCCACCUGCCCCGCAGCACGGUCCCGUGAGCGUCCUCGCAGCCCUGAGGCGCCGCAGAGACCCCACGGGACGUGUCCGCGGGCGGCGCACAACUACGGGCUUGGGCGAGAGGCUCGGCCAUUUCCAGGAGGAGGACCUGGGGACGGGAACCCACACCGAGUGUCGCCAAGGGGGCUGCGGCCAGCUCGGGACGGAGCUCCGCAGAGACCGCCAGAGGGGCGAGGCCAGAGUCCGAGCAGCGUGCGCCCCCAGCAGGGCUGAGGCAGGAGCGCGCGCCCACCUGAGGAGACGGCCGCGCGCCACCCGACUCUCCGCCCCGCGGCCCUGUAGCGCUCUGCGUCACGAGGGGGCGGGCCGUGCGUUACGAGGGCGGGGCCAGAGUGUCUCCGCCCCGCGCGCCGAAGCCCCGCCCUCUGGCCGGAAAGGGGCGGGCUCGGCCGCUGAAGGUCCGGAGUUUCUCACUCUCGGCGGGACAGUCCGUCCGCCGGACGGUUCUCGGCCGCCGGGUGUUCGCCCUUUCGGUGCCUCCCCUGCCCUUGGGCGGACACGCGGGGUCGAGGCCCGGCGCACGGGUCGCCAUGAAAGGUUGCCGCCUGACGGACGCCGCAGCGGAGGGGCAGGCCGGCUGAGGGCCGCGCGGGCCGAGGCCUGUGGAGCUUCUGCAGCCCCGUCCCCGGGCCGCGCCGACGCCGCGUUGCCGGGCCCUGCCGCGGGCGGGCGCGCGGAUCCCCGGCGGGCCGCCUCCCCGCUCGGCGCCGGUGCGGGGCGCCCGGGCCCGCCCGCGGCCUCGGAGCUGCCGGCUGAGGGCGCGGCCUCGGCGGGCGGCCCCGGGGGCGGCGGCGCGGUGGGCGGUGUGGCCGAGGUGAGGCGCGGGCGCUGCGGCUGCCUCGGCGGCCCCUGCUGGUGCCGGAGCCUGGCGCUGGUGUGCGUGCUGGCCGCGCUGUGCCUGGCUUCCCUGGCGCUGGCCCGCCGCACCCUGCAGCACCUGCUGCUCUGGGCCGAGGACCUGGACCCGCUGUUGGGCGUCCUGCUCUUCGUCGUGGGCUUCGUCGUCGUCUCGUUCCCCUGCGGCUGGGGCUACAUCGUGCUCAACGUGGCCGCCGGCUACCUGUACGGCUUCGUGCUGGGCAUGGGGCUGAUGGUGGCGGGCGUCCUGCUCGGCACCGGCGUCGCCCACGUGGUCUGCAGGCGGCUACUGGCCGCGCGGGUGGCCGCCCGGAUCCAGGGCAGCGAGAGGCUGAGCGCCGUCAUCCGCGUCGUGGAGGGAGCAGGAGGCCUCAAAGUGGUCGCGCUGGCCAGACUGACCCCCAUUCCUUUCGGGCUUCAGAACGCAGUGUUCUCGAUGACAGAGCUCUCCCUGCCCAGCUACCUGAUGGCAUCUUCCGUGGGGUUGCUUCCCACCCAGCUUCUGAAUUCUUACUUGGGCACCACCCUGCGGACAAUGGAGGAUGUCAUUGCAGAGCAGAGUGUCAGUGGCUAUUUCGUGUUUUGUUUACAGGUCAUCAUCAGCAUAGGCCUCAUGUUCUAUGUGGUUCACCGAGCCCAGGUGGAGCUGAACGCAGCCAUCGCCGCCUGCGAAACAGAACUGAAAACCUCGCUGGCCAAGGGCAGCCAGGCAGACGCCUGCGGUGCUUCUCUCCACAGCAAGCGGACCCUGGCGCUGUCUGCAGGAGGGGUCAACACCGUGUGAGGGGCAAGAGCUCAGGGGCGGGAACCCCGCCAGCGUGGGCAGAGGCAUGUCUGCUUGUCCGGCGGCACAAACACCAACAACUGACUGGUUUUAAAUUGCACAGUUUUUCAAGCAAGAAUCAUUUUCUGGACAUGUUGAGUGCAGAUAUGGAUGCAGUUUGGGGGCAACCCUUCGUCCCUCAUCAUGCCCGUAAUGGCCUGUAGGUCUGCACUUUAGCGUUUCCUUGUCGUUUCCUUUCUGGACACUUCUGAACAGAGGAAUAACCCAAAUAUUUUUCUGCUUAGUGCUUUAUAAAGUCCAUGAAUAGUUGUGUGCAUCUUUCCUACUUAUAAAGAUGUGGAAAAGUAUGCAGUUUUAAAUGGAUACCAUUGGGCGUCCUUUGCUUUCCUCGUCUUUCUAGGAAGGAUCAACAGUGCUUUGGUUUGGUUUUAUUGUUCUAAGUAGGACCACUCUGCUUCCCUUUUCCUUACUAGUGAGGAAACAGACAUUAACUUCUGUUGAAUAUAAUUGUCGCAGGGCUAUUCAUACCUGUCCAUAUGCUUCAAUCCUACCUGGUGGGACUCAAGUGCUCUUAAGAUGCCUUUUAUUUCCACUGUGUCAUGCGUGCAAAAGGGAAGGGAUGUGGUGGGUGGUGGCUCCAGUUACAACUCCGGUUCUCAUUCUGUACCGUUCAGCGAAGGGCUGCCCACUGCAAUCUUACUGAAGCAUUUUAUUAAAAUACACUUUUUCUUUUAUAUUCAUUAGGCUUUGUCAUAAAAAUGUUAUUCCUUUAAAAUUGUGGGCUUACCAUCAUUGAAGAUGUCACUCAGGUGGCCUUAUCUGAUCAAAACGCCUUUUUAAAAAAACAAGCUUUAAAAUCAUGUUUAUAAUUCCAUUGAUGUACAUACGUACUUGUCCCCAGUUUUCAGCUUUAAAACUAAACGUGAUGUUCACGUAAUGCCCAGUUUGUGUUACUUCCCCUAUUAUGCAGUAGAUUUGUUUUCGGUACUUGUUUUUCUCUGAUAAGACUCAGGAAGGAAUACUGAAAUGUGAAAUUAGGCCUCUCAGUUCUUCCUGUGUAAGCAAGCAGGACUGGGUGGAUUUAUUAAUAGCACUUGUGAGGGCAGCACUCAGAAAUUUGGCAUGAUUCGUAUGACAUAUGUAUUCGUUUGUCACCGUCUACUUUUAAUAGUUUAAUUGUGAAUUGAACGAUGAGUACUUUCUUUACGACUGAGGUUACAGAUAGGAAUGCAGGUUUUCUGGUAGGCUUCUCAUUUUGGGCUAGACAGACUCCACCUUAUCAGAGACCGCAGCUUGCCUUUCCCUUAGGGUAAAACCUUUGCCCUGAUUAACUACAGUGCAAAAGAAUUCUUUGGAAGCAGGUUGUUCUAGUCUUAUGCUGGAGCUUGCGUUUGAUAAUUUUAAUGCUUACGGUUUUUCUCCUACUUCAGGUGUAAUUGUUUCCUUUCCUUCAGAAUCCAUAAGUUUUCUCCCCUUUGAAUAACAGUGAAGUUCGUAUAUCUAACGUUAA